UGCCCGACAACGAACUAUCGUAAUACUGAAGAAUUUUGACUAAUUGUGUUCUCUUCGAGAGAUGAUCGGCAUUCUCGUAUAUAAUACCCAACAAAGACCCUUUAUUUUCGCACCAGAGGGGCAAAGGCAGUCAUUUAAAUAACUACAGUUCGCCUACUCCCUCGAUUCCUUAUCUUCUCUCAACUAUCUCUCUGUCAUGGCCUCAUUCCACCACGAGAAAUCUGUGCCGUUUGCAAGAAUGAAAGCGAUGUGGCCAACAUCAAACAAUUUUCCGGUUGCAAAGCGUGCAUGUACUGCAAUGAGUGGCCGUGAAUUCCGAUUGGCCCGUUUUUAUUUCGUAAACUUCACAAAGACAAAAGAUGCGUUUUCUGGCGAGGACGUAUCUAUUCCGCAAACUCAUGCUAUUUUCGCCCUAAUCAUGGUGACACCGAUAGAUUCGAAGCAUAUCUCCGUAAGGACCUGCGAGUACCAAAACAGAAUAUCAUUAGCCUUCAGGCAACAAGAUCGGCUACCAUUGACGGGUUCACGAGCCUCAUUCAAAAUCCAAACAUUGACCAUGGCAGGGCGACUAUCACUGACUGGAAAGCCUCUGACGACACAACUGAGAUACUAUGUCUCGCCGAUAUGGGCCUCCUGGACGAAGACAAGAAUGCCGUAGAAGGGAUUCCAGAUUGAGCAAUCAAUCAACCUCUCCUGCGACUGUCAGAGGCUAAGGGUAAUGAUAUUACGGUCGUACUCGACUGUUGUCACGCUGCAGGUAUCAAUCGGGGUGUGCAACGUCCCGAUGCGAGACUUAGAUCAGACCUACUUGCUUACUUAUUGCCACCCUCCGGAUUUAUUGACCUGUAUAUCCUUGGAGGAACGUGAAGCCAAGCUUACUGUUCCCGUCGACGCCACCGAAAC
Molecule: messenger RNA, 903 nt
Organism: Guyanagaster necrorhizus
Lineage: Eukaryota; Fungi; Basidiomycota; Agaricomycetes; Agaricales; Physalacriaceae
Exons: 6
Coding region: 197-658 (153 amino acids)
Source: RefSeq, a predicted model, not a curated record